Macrobrachium nipponense is the source of this 3137-nucleotide messenger RNA. Its product is annotated as probable peptidoglycan muropeptide transporter SLC46. The record is from RefSeq and is a predicted model, not a curated record. Bases 399 to 2045 code for a protein of 548 amino acids. Gene Ontology annotation, cellular component: membrane. Gene Ontology annotation, molecular function: transmembrane transporter activity. NCBI's taxonomy places the organism in Eukaryota, Metazoa, Arthropoda, Malacostraca, Decapoda, Palaemonidae. The transcript is spliced from 5 exons. Gene Ontology annotation, biological process: transmembrane transport.
UCAAAAGCAGAGGAAACGCGUUCUCGUUGUCAUUUCGAGAUCUCCCCGCCGAAGGAACAGACGCCAACUCGAAUAGACUUACAAUCGAAAAGAAAGUGGAAUUGUAGUCAUGAAAGCAUUCAGAAGGCCUAUUCUGAAAGCUACAUGCUGACAGUGUCCAACUGUCCUAAGAAGCUGCCUGUAUUCCUGUCUUGAAUGGAAACUGGCCGGUAUUCCCUGCUCGAGAGUUCCAGGUUUUCGCUAAUAGAUUUUUAUCCGGAAGUCGGUAAUCUUAUCUCAAGGCUCUUUGAAGAACUACUCAUCCAAGGUAUACUGCCUUAUUGAUUUGCGACAGUCAUCCAGAGUUCCGGAAAACCGAAAGUGCAUCUUUAUCUUCAGAGAAAGGCUAUACGGGAAACAUGACCAUUACAGAUUUAGACCGAGAUAUGGGAGUCGAACUGAACGUCACUCCUCUUUUGGAGGGAUCGGAAGACGAUAUGGAGAAUUCGGUGCACCAGCGUCGACCCAGCGUUCACGUCAUUGGUGAAAAAUACCAGCGGCCGUUGCCAGAUGGAAGUCAAGUUUCAUUCGGUCGUGGUAGCCCUUUGGGGAGACUAAAGCAAGCAGUCUCAAAGGUUCUUCGAAAUGUAACUCUAGAGCCCAUGCUCUUCAUGAAGAUGCUGGCCGAGAGUAAUGCAGGAGUAGUGGCAGACACCUUAGAAAUUGACAGAGUGUGUCGAGUCAACCUCAACUAUACAGAAGAAGAAUGCAGGAACAUGGAUGAUGGCAACCACACGACGAUACAGACAGAAGUCCAGAAGUACCAGAAUAUGUUCAACUAUUAUCAAAAUCUAAUGGACAGUAUACUACCACUUAUCAUUGUGGUAUUGAUAGGGUCAUUGACUGACAAGUAUGGUCGAAAACCUCCAAUGCUUGGAGUCUUGGCAGGGUUUGUUGGUUGGUCAGUGGUAUAUAUUCUAACAGCUCUUAAUCCUUCAUGGCCAGUUGAGGUACUUUUGGGGGCCACACUUUGUGGUGAUAUAAUGGGAACCUGGGUGGUGUUUAACAUGGCUGUAUAUAGUUACAUGGCAGACAUUACUACACCUGAGACACGCACAAAAAGAAUGGGAUUUUUAGAUGUAGUGUGGUAUAUAGGGGGCCCUCUAGGUCGCUUGAUGGGAGGGUGGUUAUAUCGUUGGACAAACUGCAUAGUAGUGUUCGCGGUAUCAGGAGCCCUUUGGACAUUAUGCUUCUUGUAUGUCUUGUUUUUGGUUAAAGAAAGUGUAAACCCAUUAGCCAGCUCGUCAGAUCCUGAAGAUGAAAGGUGUUCCAAUUGGGGUCCUUUGAAACCUGUUUUUAUCCUGUUCAAUACUGGAUUUAAAAAGAGGCCAGGAAAUCGGCGCUCACUGUUAUUUUAUCUCUUAAUGCUAAAGUUAAUGGUCUUCUUAAUUCAGGGCCAUCAAAUGUACCUUUGGGCAAGGCGUGUUUUGCAGUGGGGCCCCACAGAGUUCUCAACAUGGUCAAGUAUUGAUUCCACUAUACAUAUGUCAGGAACAGUUGUCUGGUUAUUGAUUGCAAGUCAUUUUAAACUCCAUGAAACUAUUGUUGCUAUUGGGGGCAUCAUAUCGCAGGGUUUUUGGUGUGGUUUGUUAGCUUGUAUUUCUGGACCUGGACUUUGGUGGUUAGUCAUAGUGGCUUCUGUGAUUGGCAUGUUUGAAGAAACUAUUGAACCAGCGAUUCGCACCAUGCUUACAGUAGUUGUGGAUGAGAAUGAAAAAGGAAAAAUACUUGCGCUCAAUGGCCUCCUAGAAUCAGCUUGGUUAGCUGCCGACCGUUCCAUGUACACUGCCCUGUACAACACAUUCGUCGAGGUUUUCCCUCAGAUCAACUUUGUGGUACAAGCAGGCAUCUGUGUCAUCUUGGUAUUGGUAUUUUCGUAUCUUUACAUUUUGUUCAAAAGACAGCCCCUCACAGCACCAAGUAUUGAAAAUUUCCAAAAUAUUGUAGACACUGAUGCAUGCGAAACUGUUGAAGAGCAAGGAAGUGGUCGAACUGGUGUGUAUUAACUCAUUUUUACAGUAUGUGUAACCAUUUUUUUGAAUAAUUUGGUGACAGAUGUAUUUCAUUAUAUCAAGAUAAAUAUAAAAUAUAAUUUAUGAUUUCUAGAGAAGAUAGCAGCCAUUUUAAAGUUUGAACCCAGUUUGUAUAUCUGGUUGGGGUGAAUUUCACUGCAUUUAGUCAGUUAUUUUGCUGUAGUUCUGAACUUUGCAAUUAAAAAUAAAUAAAACAUGAUUCACCAAUUUGUAAAUUUGCUAGUGAUAUGGCCAGUAUUCUUUUACCUUCUUGUAUUUUCUUGUUGCAUUCCAUUCACAUUGAAUUGAGUAUUUUUUAAUAAUGUAUAGUGUACACUGCACAUCACAGUUUCUAAUAAAAUUAGAUUGAAGAUUGUUUAUAGGUUUAGCAUGUUAUUUGUGAAGAAGUAUUUAUGACAGAGAUAGAAAAACUGUUCGCAGGUUAAGAACUUAAUAUAUUUUUGAAUAUUUAUAAGCUGACAAUAUAUGUAUACUGGAAAUUAUAAACAUAAAGCAUGUGAUUGUAUUUCAAAAUUAUAGAAAGCAAUAAGUAAACCCAUAUUUUUUUAUGUAGGGUUAGUGAUAUACUGUAUUAAUGCAACAACAAAGUUUGCAUUCUUAUACUGUAGAGAUAUACAAAAAAUGUAGUUUUAGAAGGUACAGCAUUUUGGCAAAAAAGUUCAUGUGUUCUACUCGCUGAAUGAUUAUUAAUAAAAUAUAUAAAUAUAGCAUAGUAAAAACAAUCAUAUUUGAAAUUUUAUAUACCAUUAAAUUUUUAAGUUAAUUAAAGAUAAAGGGAACUAGAUAUUUAAGUAGUAGCACAUAUUCAUUUUUCCACAGUAUCUUCAUUUUCCCCACAUACAUUCAAGUUAAGGAAACUUACAUUUGUUUGUUGGAUUUAUUUAAAGAAGUGAAAAAAGGUUAUGACUGCAAGUCAGCUUACAAAAUAUUUUAAAUUCCAUGGAAUGGGUCACAGAGUUUUUCUGCCAAUGACAUAACUAGGAUCUGCAUAUGCAAUUGAGAAAUACUUCUGUAUACAGUGCACAACAACAAGCAAAAUAAAUUGUAAUUAGUUAUCUCCAUAAA